Salvelinus namaycush (lake trout) is the source of this 3004-nucleotide messenger RNA. RefSeq names its product glutathione hydrolase-like YwrD proenzyme. Gene Ontology annotation, biological process: glutathione catabolic process. Bases 875 to 2557 code for a protein of 560 amino acids. Gene Ontology annotation, molecular function: glutathione gamma-glutamate hydrolase. Lineage: Eukaryota; Metazoa; Chordata; Actinopteri; Salmoniformes; Salmonidae. The record is from RefSeq and is a predicted model, not a curated record. The transcript has 11 exons.
UAAUCUCGUGUUGUGUAGGCUAAGUUUACUACAACGUACUGCCACUUGACAUCACAUAAUGAAAAGAAAAACUUAAUUUUAAUGUAAUGCAUUGCUCAUUGAUGUGGUAUGUAAUCUAUCCACCAUUCCUGGAUCAAUCGACCCCGGAUUAAUCGAGCAGAAAGCAAAGUGACACAAAAUUGUGUGAAAUUAUAUCAGAUUAUUAAUUUUACAUUUAGAUUCGAAUAAUUGUCGAGUGACGGUAUGCCACAGGGAAACGUUAUUGAGCAAGUUAUUUUUGCCGUCCAAAUACAGCGCCUCUCAACAGAAAUGCCUGAACUUUGAGGAAACGUAGGGGGGGAAAAAUGUUGCGUGAUAAAAGAGCGUUAGCCUAGGCUAUGGACGCACAUGCACGCAGUUUAGAGGGAACAUUGGUCAUAUGUUGGUGACUAGACAUUCACUUUGGUCUUCUUUGUUUUGUUGAUAAACUAACAUUAACAUUGUGUUGUGUAGGCCUAGUCUACUACAAUGUACUGCCACUUGACAUCACACAAUGAAAAUAAAAACGUAACUUUAAUGCAAUGCAUUGCUCAUGGAUGUGAUCUGCAAUCCAUCCACCAUUCCUGGAUCAAUCGACCCCCGAUUAAUCGACCAGGAAGCAAAGUGACACAACGUAGCAAAAUAGUGUGGAAUAAUAUCAGAUUAUUCAUAUGACAUUUAGAUUAUAAUAAUUGUCGAGUGAUUGUCACAGGGAAACGUUAUUGAGCAAGUUAUUUUCGCCGUCCAAAUAGAGUGCCUCUUAACAGAAAUGACUGAACUGUGCACAUUGCGUUUCAUGUGAGGAAAUAUUGAAGGAAAUAGUUUUUUGUGUGAUAAAGGAGAAGUAGCCUAGGCUAUGCAGCCCGAUCUCCCCUUCACCUCGCGCCGGUCAGCUGUUGUUUGUUUACAUGGCUGUGUGGCAUCAAGUCAACCCUUGGCAUCAAACAUUGGUCUGGACAUCUUGAAGAGAGGAGGGAAUGCUGCUGAUGCUGCUGUGGCUGUGGCUGCCGCCCUGGCCGUGACAGAACCCUGCAGCAGUGGGAUCGGUGGGGACAGCUUCUGUCUGUUCUAUGACACAAGCACAGGCCAGGUGCGCGGCCUGAACGGCAGUGGCCGGGCUCCCAGAGCACAGACAGUGGAUCUCCUGGAGAGGUAUGGCUACAGUGAGUCUAACCCUAUCCCAUCCUUCCACGCCCUGAACGCCACCGUGCCGGGGUCCGCGGCCUGCUGGUGUGACACCGUCCGCCUGUUUGGCAGUCAGAAGCUCUCUCUCCAGGAUGUCCUUAGGCCCGCCUCCGACCUCGCACUGUGUGGGUUCCCCGUUGCCCAGGUGACCGCGCACCACUGGGCCAAGUGGGUCCGUACCAUGAGGGCUGCAGGGAGGGAGCUGGGAAGAGACUUCCUGAUUAAGAACGAUGCGCCCAAACAUGGACAGGUGUUCUCCAACCCUCAUCUGGCCCAAACUUUCCAGGAGCUGGGCCAGCACGGUAAAGUAGGGUUCUAUGAAGGCAGAGUGGCAAAGUCGAUUGUUGAUGUCAUCAUUCGGAACGGAGGAGUGAUGAGUCUGGAGGACCUACGUGACCAUGACAGCGAGGAGAUCAGACCCAUCCACACUGACUACAGGGGUGUGAGGCUAUGGGAAGUCCCUCCUAACGGUCAAGGCAUGGCAGCACUCAUGGCCCUCAAUAUACUGGAGAACUUCCCCAUCAAAGAGAUGGGUCAUAACAGUGCACGUUACCUCCAUGUGUUGGCUGAGGCCCUGAAGCUGAGCCUGGCUGAUACAGUCCAUUACUGUGCUGACCCGGAUCAUGUUAAAGUCCCUCUGGAGAGUCUACUGUCUAAAGACUACAGCCUGCAGCUCUCACACACCAUACAAAUGGACAGGGCCAGCGUCAUGGCGGAGCGUGAUGUGCCCACAGGAAGUGACACGGUGUAUUUCACGGUGGUGGAUGGCCAGGGCAACGCCUGCUCAUUCAUCAACAGUAACUACAUGGGCUUCGGAACUGGUCUGGUGCCUCAGAGCUGUGGCUUCUCCCUGCAAAACCGAGGUGCUCACUUCUCUCUGGAGCGUAGCCAUGGUAACUGUGUAGGCCCGGGGAAGAGACCGUACCACACCAUCAUCCCGGCCCUGCUGACCGACCCCGCCUCUGGACGUCUACUCUGCUCCCUCGGUGUCAUGGGAGCCUUUAUGCAGCCGCAGGGCCACAUACAGGUGUUGCUGAACAUGCUGGAGUUUGGGAUGAACCCCCAAGAGGCGCUAGAUGCCCCUCGCAUGUAUGUGCAGCAUGACAAGGCUGCGCAGCAGUGGCGUGUCAAUUUGGAGGUGGGUGUCGACGAGGGUGUUGCUGAAGACCUGGAAAAGCGUAGCCAUGUGGUUUGCUGGCCUAUCACUGGCCAUGACCGGAGUCAGUUUGGGCGAGGCCAGGUCAUCUCAGUAGGGGAUUGGUGGAACCUGUCUACCCAGGAAGCAGAGCCUAAUGUUAGGGUGUUGUGGGCAGGAUCAGACCCCAGAGCUGAUGGUUGUGCCCAGGGGUACUAGUGACUAGGGCUGCACAAUAUCGGCAAAAAAAUCUCAUAGCGAUUUUUUGAACCAAAUAUUGCAAUUGCGAUUUGGCUUGCGAUAUAGAUCAAAACAUCUGGGUGAACUUUUGGAAUCAGUGAAAUAGAAUGAUUUAUAUUAAGAAGCAAAGUAGAAAGCAGCAUUGAUCUUGUUUGGGAGAGAGACGUCAAACAGAGUAAACUAUAAAAACAGAUGUUACACGCAGCUUAGUGGCGGUUCAAAAUAUUGCAUGCAAUAUGGAUCUCUUGCAUUAUGGAUAUUGCACAUGUCAAUAUUGAGAUUUUGAUAUGAAUUUGAAUAAUCGUGCAGCUCUACAUUCUUCGUAAAAAGGAUUCCAAAAGGGUUCUUCGACUGUCCCCAUAGGAGAACCCUUUUUGGUUCCAGGUAGAAUCAUUUUGUGUUCCAUGUAGAACCCUCCGUGGAAAG